CUUCUAUAUCCGCAUUCUCCGCCCUUUUUCAAACCUUUACAUACUUUCCUUGUCACUUGUCACUCUCUCUUUCAAGCUAUUUCGUCGGUCUUCACCAUGAGUAUAAAAUAAACAAAAAACCAUUUUUUUUCCUAGAAGCAAACACAGCCUUAAAACUAAAAAUGGCUUCAACAAACUCUCUACCGCCAACAGACCCGUUUUAUUCCACGGAAGACCUAGCUGCCAAAGCCCUGAACAAGCGAUACGAGGGACUCAUCACGGUUCGAACCAAGGCCACCAAGGGCAAAGGAGCCUGGUACUGGGCCCACCUGGAACCAAUUCUCGUUCGAAACCCGGACACCAACCUCCCCAAAGCCGUUAAACUCAAGUGUUCAUUGUGCGACGCUGUCUUCUCCGCCUCCAACCCUUCCAGAACGGCUUCCGAGCACUUAAAACGCGGCACUUGCCCCAAUUUUAGCGCCGUUCUGAGACCCAAUUCCUCGCUCUCUCCUUUACCUAUAUCAUUGGCUUCCCCUUCUGUUUCUUAUCAUCAUAAUCAUCGAAAGCGAAGUCCCUCAACUGCUAUCUUCUCUCCUUUACAAAACCAAGUAAGUCACAACAACAACAACAAUAAUAAUAAUAAUAAUAACAACAACAACUCGUUGGCUAUAGUUGAGUCGACUCGUUUUCUGGGUUACUCGAGCCAUAGUAAUAAAAAUAAUGCUGGGUUGACUCAGCAGCAUUUGGUUUUAUCUGGUGGGAAAGAAGAUUUAGAUGCCUUAGCAAUGUUGGAAGAUAGUGUUAAGAAGCUUAAGAGUCCUAAAACUUCUCCAGGUCCAGCUUUAAGCAAUGGCCAAAUAAAUUCUGCAUUCGAUUUGUUAGCCGAUUGGUUCUAUGAGUGUUGUGGGUCGGUUUCCUUUUCUAGCCUCGAGCACCCAAAUUUUCGGGCUUUCCUUAAUCAGGUUGGGAUGCCUGCUGUUUCAAGGAGGGGCCUCUCGGGUGAGCGGCUUGAUAAUAGGUUUCAUGAGGCCAAGAGGGAAUCCGAGGCUAGACUUAGGGAUGCAAUGUUCUUCCAGGUGGCUUCUGAUGGGUGGGAGAGAAAAAGUUGUUGUUGUUGUUGUUGUUGCAGUAGUUAUAGUAGCAGUAGUAGUAACAGUUCAUGUUCUAUGGAAAAUUUGGUUAAAUUUAGUGUUAAUCUUCCGAAUGGGAGCAGCUUGUACCAGAAGGCAGUCGUUACUGGUGGAUCAGUGACUUCCAAGUACGCGGAGGAGGUUAUGUGGGAGACAGUAACGGGGAUUUGUGAAAGUAAUGUGCAGAAGUGCGUCGGACUAGUUUCAGAUAAGUAUAAGGCCAAGGCAUUGAGAAAUUUGGAGAUUCAGAAUCAUUGGAUGGUAAAUCUAUCUUGUCAGCUGCAAGGCUUUGUUAGUUUGAUAAAGGAUUUUAGCAAAGAGCUUCUCCUUUUCAGGACUGUCACUGAGAAUUCCUUUAAGCUUGCGAAUUUUGUAAAUAAUAACUCGCAAGUUAGAAGCAGCUUUCAAAAGUAUAGGAUGCAGGAGCUUGAGUGUGCUGGGUUGAUACGGGUUCCUUCCAGCAAAUGUGAUUGCAGCAGUAACAUUGCACAUGUUUUUGCAAUUUUGGAGGACAUACUGAGCUGUUCCCAAGUGCUUCAGAUGGUUGUAUUGGACGAUUCUUACAAGGCGAUCUGUGUUGAGGAUCCAGUUGCCAGGGAAGUUGCUGGGUUUGUCCAAAAUGAGGGGUUUUGGAAUGAUUUGGAGGCAGUUUAUUCACUGGUGAAGUUGAUCAGAGGUAUGGCUCAUGAAAUUGAGGUGGAUAGGCCAUUGAUUGGGCAGUGCCUCCCUCUCUGGGAGGAGUUGAGGGUAAAAGUGAAGGAAUGGUGCACCAAGUUCCACCUUGCUGAAGCACCUGUUGAGAAAAUUGUCGAAAAGAGAUUUAGAAAGAAUUACCACCCUGCAUGGUCGGCUGCUUUUAUACUUGAUCCGGUUUACUUGACGCGGGACACCAGCGGAAAAUACCUUCCACCAUUCAAGUGUCUGACUCAAGAGCAGGAGAAGGAUGUUGAUAAGCUCAUAACUCGUUUGGUUACCAGGGAAGAAGCACAUGUUGCACUGAUGGAGCUCAUGAAAUGGAGAUCAGAAGGGUUAGAGCCACUCUAUGCCCAAGCUGUUCAGGUUAAACAGCGAGACCCUGUGACUGGAAAAAUGAAAAUUGCUAACCCCCAGAGCAGUAGGCUAGUAUGGGAAACUUGUCUUAGCGAAUACAAGUCAUUAGGAAAGGUUGCAGUGAGGCUUAUCUUCCUACAUGCAACAUCAUGCGGGUUUAAAUGUAACUGGUCUAUGAUGAAGUGGAUAUGUGUCCACAGACACUCACGGAUAGCCCUUGAAAGGGCUCAGAAGAUGAUAUUCAUUGCUGCUCAUUCAAAGCUUGGCAGGAGGGAUUUCUCCGAUGAGGAAGAAAAGGAUGCAGAGCUGUUUAUGAUCGGCAGUGAGGAUGACAUCAUCAAUGAAGUCUUUGCAGAUGCACCAUAAGUGUAAUGCUUUUCUUUCACCACCUGCUGAAUUGUAAACUUUAGGAUUUGAUCGAAUUCUUUCUCCCUUGUCUGUCCAUCUUUACUUCUGUUCAAAUUGAAAAUCAGGGAACAUAUAUAGAUAGUGAUGUAGCCACAGAAUAUUCAUUAGAAUUUCAAAAUUGCAUGAUUGGAAUGAAUAAUCAAUUUAUUUACUUUGUAAAUUAUAAAAUAUUUCUGAAUGAG
Messenger RNA from Durio zibethinus, 2749 nucleotides. RefSeq lists its product as uncharacterized. The record is from RefSeq and is a predicted model, not a curated record. NCBI's taxonomy places the organism in Eukaryota, Viridiplantae, Streptophyta, Magnoliopsida, Malvales, Malvaceae.